Molecule: messenger RNA, 2127 nt
Organism: Ostrea edulis (European flat oyster)
Lineage: Eukaryota; Metazoa; Mollusca; Bivalvia; Ostreida; Ostreidae
Product: aladin-like
Exons: 16
Coding region: 288-1832 (514 amino acids)
Biological process (GO): nucleocytoplasmic transport
Cellular component (GO): nuclear pore
Molecular function (GO): protein binding
Source: RefSeq, a predicted model, not a curated record
UUUUGCGGGAAAUUGAGGCCCGUUUGAUUUUGCGUGAUUUUCACUUUCAAUUUUGAAAUUUGUUAUAGAAGAUGGAGUGGGACUGAACGCCUGGUGUCUUUUUCAUUUAGUUAAUAAUAUUCACAUUGUAAGUCUUAAUUUGUACGAAUGAUGCUUGUAUUGUUAAAUCUGGCGGCACGUUUCCGAACUUUCGUGUCUAGAAUACGUGUAUUUCGAAUUUCCUCCCUCAAGAAAACAUCUGGAACAACUAUGAAAAGGGGACGUUAUUUAUUAGAGACUAGAAGAGCAUGUCCGAGAGCAGCAUUUUUGACGUCUUCCCUCCCAUGCCCUCAGAUGGAAAAGUGACGGUGUGUGAACAGAAUGGCCAGCUCAUCAGUGUAUCAAGUAGUUCGAAGCCGUAUAAAAAGCCAGCAGGUUACCCAGAGGUCAACAUUUCUGGGGUUGGAUCCAGCAGUUUAACUCACCGUGAAAAUGCCAAAUCUGCCUUCCUCCCCCACGAUGAAACAGUGUGGAAGCGAGCUCUUCAUGCCUGGUAUGAAAUGGGAACUCCAGGUGUGUUUGAAGAAAUUGUCAACAGCAGCCAGGACGUUCCAGAAUGGGUAGGCGUGGCUGCCAAGAAGACCUUGACCUUUGUACGAUGGGCAAAUUCUCUGCAUGGAUCGAUCUUUCCUCAUCUCUCAAUGUCAAAUGAAGAAAUCAUUACAAAGUUUUCGGAUAUCGUUAACUGGCCUCAGAGCCCUGUUCGGGCCUUUGCUUGGCAUCCACACACCCUCAAAUUUGCCUAUGCCCUUGGUGAUGAUUCGAUCAAAGUGCAUUCUGGGAAGAAUGAUCUGGUUCCCAUCCUCAAACACAAACUACAGAAGAAUGUAGCGGACAUAGCCUGGCAACCCCAGUCGGCCUCAGUCCUGGCCAUUGCUGGUCAAUCCUGUGUCCUCAUAUGGCACGUAGAGCCAACUUCACUGGCCACCAGGCCGUCCACAAGUUCCUGCCAGGUGUUACAUCGGACUAACCACGCCCCCGUGACCUGCCUGGCGUGGGACCCCAGUGGGCGGAUCCUCCUGUCAUCCUCUCCUGUGGAUACCUCCCUCAUGGCAUGGGAUGUUCCCAUGGAGACAUGUGUUCCGCUUCGUCGACUUGGAGGCGGUGGAGUGUCCCUUUUGAGGUGGUCGCCGGAUGGAUCUAAGGUUUUCUCUGCCACACCAUCCCAGUUGUUCAGAGUGUGGGAAACAAAGAAAUGGAGCUGUGAAGUAUGGACCAAAUGUACGAGUCGAUGCAAGGCUGCUUGCUGGAGUCCAGAAGGUAAAACAUUGCUGUUUGCCACAGAGAAUGAGCCAAUCAUCUACUCUCUUACAUUCUCCACCAGUAUUGAUGACACAUCAACAGUGAUUGGUGGAUCACAGUCAGCUGUUGUGUCUGUCAACUUGAGAGAAACAGAGAUAGCCACAGAAGAUGGGACAAUGAUGAAGAUUGGGGGAUGUGUUCAAAAUAUGGUUAUGGACCGGCAUGGAGAAAGAUUGGCAGUAACUCUGCAUGAUGACAAAGGUAAUGUUUUGCCUUAUAUUGCACUCUUCAGGACCAAGAUCAACCCACUCCUGGAGAUUACGCCAUGUGGCUUGAUCCAAGGAGAAACUGGAGAAUUCCCACAACACAUAUCCUUCCAACCCAACUAUGACAAGGGAGCUCUGCUCUCCAUUGUCUGGAGUUCUGGAGCUCUGCAAUAUGUGCCUCUGUACUUUAUCCCCAGUGACGAGAUACAGAAUGCAUCGUACCACCAACCACCCCUGCCCAACAUGAACGGGCACCUGCUCUCGCCCAUACCUAGACUCACUUGAUGCAUUACUCCCCCACCCCCAGAGUCAGUCUCUGCUGUCAACAGUACCUCAUAAAAUUGUGUAAACAUCUAUCCGGAAUGGAUAUCUGAUGUCAACACCCACAUUAAAAGGAUAUCAGAUAUCAAUAAACCGGGACAAAUGUGACGAAAUGGUACACUAUAUCUAAACAUUCAAACAUUGAGAGGACAUGUUAUAAACAUCAACAGAUAGGACUUAUGUGUGUGUAUGUAUGUACAUGUAUUGUAUGUCUGUAUUAUGUAAUGAUAAUGAAAUUAAAAGUGGUUGGAUGUUAUAA